AUGGAUGACGACGAAUGUAUAGAUGACUUUGAAUAUGACGGUGAAAUAGAUAAUGUAUCAGUCGGUGAUUGUAUGGACUCGAAUUCAUUGUUCUUGCAUCACAUUGAAUGGGUACGAAAUCAAAGGAAAAAACAUUUUGAAUUGCCUGAAACUGUCAGUGUUAUUGAGUGUGAAAAUCAGUGCAAAGUGUAUCUGAUCGGAACUGCACAUUUCAGUGAAGAAAGUAUUGCUGACGUCAAAAAGGUUAUGGAACAGGUACAUCCUGAUAUUGUUAUGCUGGAACUCUGUCCAAAUCGGAGUCAUACUUUGACAAUGAACGAAGAAAAUAUUAAAAAGCAACUUAAAGACAUUAGUAUUGCAUCGAUCAUUCGAAAGCAUGGUGUCAGUUCAGGUGUUUUGCAUUAUCUCUUGCUUCGAUUAAGUGGCUAUUUGGUUGAUACUCUUGGAAUGGCACCUGGUGGAGAGUUCAGAGCUGCCGCUAAAGAGGCGAUGAAGCAGCCUCACUGUCACGUUGUUCUAGGAGACCGUCCUGUAAACAUUACACUUUAUAGAGCUUUGGAGACUUUGGGUCCGUGGACUAAGCUCAAGUUUUUUAUUGCUCUUCUAUUCAGUUUCCAACCUGUUACGAAAGAGCAAAUUGAGGAGAUGAAGAAAACAGAUUUUCUGGAAAAACUGUUAGUUUCCAUGGCUGGUGAACACCCAGAAUUAACAAGGAUAUUAUUAGAUGAACGAGAUCAAUAUCUAGCUCGUUCCAUCUGGGAGGCUACUGGCAUGGAAGAAUAUUUGAAAGCACAAGCAAUAAAGACGAAUUUUACUUCUGAGAUACAUAUUUCAUCAAAUAUUGAAGAGUCUGUGGUGCAACAUCGUAAAAAUAUUGAUCACUCUAAUGACUGUCCCCUGGAUGGAAUCGCUAACAGUUCUGAACAAGAUAAUCUCCUUAAUAACCCCUCUUCUCUGCAUCUGAGUUGUUGUUCACACUGGCCACCGACCAAUAUAUUGCCAAGAGUUGUUGUCGCUGUUGUUGGAAUAGGUCAUGUGGCUGGAAUCCGCAAAGUCUGGUCAACAGUAAACACAAUCAAAAAACAUGAAUUAUGUGUACUACUUGAACCUCCUCUUUCCUGGCGCAUAUUUAAGUGGUCGUUGCGAGGCGUUUUGAUUUCUUUAGUUGCUGGAGUUGUUUAUGGUGCGUAUCGGUGUUCAUUUAUUUUUGGUUCUUUUGUUUAUAAUAGACUUUUGUAA
Molecule: messenger RNA, 1239 nt
Organism: Schistosoma rodhaini
Lineage: Eukaryota; Metazoa; Platyhelminthes; Trematoda; Strigeidida; Schistosomatidae
Source: the annotation of a GenBank genome assembly